GCCGAAUAGCGCUUGAUAAGUGAUGAGGUGCUAAGUCAAGGAACACACCAACUGUCCAAUGCCCAACUGCUUUGAUCAUUUGGAAGAGCCGGGAUGAAUGAUUGGAUAUACCCCAACAGGAUGAUAACAUAAUUGUAAAUCGACACGAUACUUGCCUGCAUUUCCCGCCACAGGCCUCCACCGCCGAAAGACGAGCGCCGCCUCGAAUCGCCGACGCCAUGAGCGGCGAGGACCCCUAUAAGAAAUAUGCGCACCUCCCUAUUCCUUCGUAUGAGGAGGCCACAUCUUCGCGACCGUCGUCGUCGAACACGAACAACGAGACGAGCGACGAGACGGAACGUCAGGGUCUACUAGGGAGACAGCAACACCAAGCAGCCCGCAAUGGCCCAUACCGACCGCCCACCGCAGAGUCACCGCGACCGAGCGAAGACAGCGACCUGUACCUACCAGAAGUAAACGGCGAAGACGAUGACGACGAAGAGGCGGCCGUGCGGCGAGAUAUGGAAGAGAUGGAAAUCCUCGAGCCCGAUUCUGUAACAGGCCGGCGGCGAGGUCAAUUCCUCGGCAAGUUGUCGCAUACAUGGAGCAGUCUACCUUCGUUCCGCCGCUUCUCCAUGCCCUCCUUUGCAUCGCUGCGCCAGCGACUACCCACGAUACCCGAAGAGUUUCGUCUCAGCUUGCCUGUGAUAGCCCGUCUGUUCGGCCUCUUCACAAUUGCCGCAUUGAUAUACAUCCUCUUCGCCCUCGACAUUAUCCCCAACGCCGGUCACAUGGCACAGCAUUACGAUCCAGAAAGUGUGCGCGCUAGAGUACAAGAGCAGGCUUCACUCUCACCGAGUCGCAUAUCCGAAUACCUCGAAUACAUUACAUCAUAUGACCACGUCGCAGGUACAGAAGGCGACUUCUACCUGGCAGAAUGGGUCCAGACCAAUUGGCAGGCUCAAAACUUGGAUGACGUCAGAAUGCAUGAAUACUUUGUCUACAUGAACUACCCGGAACCGGGCGGUCGCAACGUCGAGAUCGUUUCUCCGCCGGACAGGAAAUGGACUGCUUUGCUAGAGGAAGAGUCGGUUUUCAAGGACUCGGGGAGAGAAAAACAACAGACGCUGAACUGGCAUGGAUACUCGAAACAAGGGAAUGUUACCGGUCAUCUGGUUUACGCAAAUGGCGGCUCCCGAGAGGACUUCAAACGAUUGAAAGACAUGGGUGUCGAAUUGGAUGGAGCCAUUGCUUUGGUGCGAUACUAUCAUACAGAGGCUGAUCGCGGUAUGAAGGUCAAGGCUGCUGAAAUGGCUGGAGCUGCAGGUUGUCUCAUCUACUCGGAUCCAAAGGAGGACGGUUUCCUGAAAGGUGCAGUAAUGCCCGAUGGUCCGUGGAGACCGCGCGACUCUGUCCAAAGAGGAUCCGUCGCUCUUUCUAGCUUGGUUGUGGGAGACCCCUUGACUCCUGGAUACGCUUCGACCAAGGAUGCCAAGCUGAUUGGGGACAUCAAUGGAAAUAUUACUGGUCUACCACAAAUCCCUAGCCUGCCACUGGCUUGGAGAGACGCCCAACACCUACUCAUGGCACUGAAAGGUCAUGGCCAGAAAGUUCCAUCUGACUGGGAGGGAGGUGUUCCCGAUGUCGAAUGGUGGACUGGCGACAAGGGAUCACCGGAAAUCAGGCUUGUCAACGAGAACUCUGUGAACGCCAAGCAGCAAAUCUGGAACGUCCACGGCUUAGUGCAAGGUAUGGAGACCCCAGGGAAGAAGUUGAUCGUUGGAUCCCACCGUGAUGCCUGGUGUUUUGGCAGUGUCGAUGCUGGAAGCUCUCAGGCUGUCCUUAUGGAAGUCGUCACUAUUUUCGGUGACCUUAUAAAACUCGGAUGGCGACCUCUGCGAUCCAUCGAAUUCGUGUCCUGGGAUGCAGAGGAAUACAACUUUGUCGGCUCUACCGAGUUUGUCGAGGACAAUAUGGACUAUCUGCGCAAGAAUGGCGUCGGAUACCUGAAUGUCGAUGUUGGUGUAUCUGGCUCCGAGUUCCGUGUUGCUGGCUCGCCAGUGUACAAGAAAGCACUCAUGCACGUCCUCGACCGUGUCUCUGAUCCAUACAAAAACGUCACUUUGCGCCAACUGUUCGACGAACGAAAUGAAAAGAUUGAAGGUCUCGGGGCUGGCUCAGACUAUGUUCCAUUCCAGGAUAUGGCCGGCACGUCAUCUCUGGACUUUGGCUUUGAAGGCGAAGAAAACGGAUAUCCUUACCAUUCUUGCUACGAGACUUUCGAAUGGAUGACCAAAUAUGGAGAUCCGGACUUCCAAUACCACAAAACACUUGCCACCGUAUGGGCUCUGUUGAUCCUAGAAAUCGCAGAUCGACCGAUCAUACCAUUUGACCUGAACGACUACGCUGCAGCUCUAUCACCCAUCAUCGACGAACUUGAAAAAGACGCCGCUGCCACCGCCAAAGAUUUGAAAACCGACAUUGCUAAAACACCCUUCUCAGUACAACCCUUACGAGAAGCUGUGGAUGCCUUUGUCGCAAAAGCCAAAGAGUUCCAUGAAUUCGACGAUAUGUGGGCAACCAAAGUGCUAGCUGGAAGUGGAGGCUUCGAGUCCAACGCCUAUGCUCUUCGCCGCAUCGAACACAACUCCCGCGUUAUAGAUUUCGAAACUAAUCUCCUCGACCUCCCUACCACUGGCGAGGAAGGUCCUUAUGGUGUAAGUAACCCCUUUCUACCUCCUUUUCCCAGAACAUGAUUACUAAUGUCGGGAACAGGUACCAGGUAGAGAACAAUAUAAACACGUCAUUUUCGGCCCACAGCUUUGGGAUGGCUAUGCGGCUGCUUAUUUCCCUGCUGUCAGGGAUGCACUUCAAGAAGCGAGGUGGGAAGACGCGCAGAAACAACUUGAACGUGCGGCUAGGAUAUUGAGGGUUGCGGCUAAUAAGCUGACUGCGUAAGUGGGCAGUGAAAAAUAAAACUUUUUUCUUUUACUUCAUUACCUUUUUACUUUUUCUUUGUAUGCAUAAGUUUUGCCUGUGGCCAUCAGACGUCUUUUCUUUAACUUGAGCUUCGGC
Molecule: messenger RNA, 3054 nt
Organism: Aureobasidium subglaciale EXF-2481
Lineage: Eukaryota; Fungi; Ascomycota; Dothideomycetes; Dothideales; Saccotheciaceae
Exons: 1
Coding region: 219-2735 (838 amino acids)
Molecular function (GO): carboxypeptidase activity
Source: RefSeq, a predicted model, not a curated record